This is a messenger RNA of Drosophila willistoni, 1473 nucleotides long. RefSeq lists its product as uncharacterized. Bases 29 to 1195 code for a protein of 388 amino acids. NCBI's taxonomy places the organism in Eukaryota, Metazoa, Arthropoda, Insecta, Diptera, Drosophilidae. The record is from RefSeq and is a predicted model, not a curated record. The transcript is spliced from 5 exons.
AAUAAUUUUAGCUGUGGUAUUCCUCUUAAUGGAUUCAUCCAAAGCUGAAUGCCAAAUUGAAAUGCUAAAUCCAACACCAUAUAUUCUGAAUGAAUUCGGUUCCUACCACUUUAUGGCAGAAAGUUUUGGAGUAAUUAACCGUGGAGAGGGUCAGAAUCUUAAGUUGUACUGUCCCAAUGGAUUUAAAGCUGUGGAAGAUUACAAUAGACGCGAAGUUGUUAUACCAGAUUCCAUGCUAAGCUUGCGAUGUGAUGAUUAUUUUAGGAAUAAAAAUGAUGAACCAUACCGUACAAUUUCUUGUGUGGACGGCAAGAAAUCUGAAAUGUUUGAAAGUCGCAAGAAAUUAGCAAAUUGCGAACAAUCGAUGACUUAUGUGAUGGGCCAAAAUUUUAAUAAUUUGGGCUCAUCUAAAUCUUUAGCGCUUUGCUAUGACAUAGUUGAAUUGAGGUUAAAGUAUAUUGCAUACACAGCAUAUUUGGGAAAUCAGAAAAUAAUUCAAAAUCACCAAAUUGGCCAAUUAAAUACAUUGGGACUCGAUAUUAAUGUCGCCUAUACAAACGAAAUUUUCCAGCCAGUUAGUCCAAUAGCUAUUGAUAAUUUCAAUGUCAUGUACAGGGAAGUAUUUGGUUAUAAUGCCUAUGAAUAUGCCAACCUAAUCCAAGAUAAGCCCUUAACUAACCAAUUCACUGAAUACGAGGAUAUGUUAAGCAUUGUUUGGUUACGUAACUUGCGCACUGGCAACUGGUACAAAUGGCUCAAUGCCCUAAAUGAGGCCACCAAAACUGGCCAUAAAUUUGAUGUCCGUUUAGGCGUAUCGGGUGAAUUGCAGUUGCCAAAAUUUGCAAAUCAAUGUCUGAAUCGUACAUUAUCGAUUGUUGGCGAUAACACUGUAAAAAUAUCAGUACCAAAGUUAAUCUGGGCCCAUGUAACCGAAAUACUCCCCACAAAUGACACAACGAAUGACAUUGUCAUUAUCGGCCAUAACACUCCAUUCAUUACAGAUGAGAUGACCAAAUUCUGCACCGACAAAUGCAACAAAGUGUCUUGGCUUAAGGACACCAUGUUUCUGAAUUUGCGUCAGUAUGCUGCAUUUGGUCUAGUACAGUGCUGUCAAGUCGAUGAGAUUGUCAACCAAUUGGAUAAUUUCCCAAUGGCAAUUCUUGAGGAUAGUGGGGAGAGUGUCGAAACAAACUAGCCAAGCCUACGACACAAAUACGAACAGAAAAAAAGCAAACAACUACUAAUUUUUUAUAGGUUUCCACAUAAGCAUUUUGACCUCAUCGAAGGGGAUUGUCAAAAUAUUAGUGGUUAUUUACUUUUCUUUUUCUUUUAAUCAAUAUCAAUACCACAAAACGCAUACUAUAAAAAUGCCAACGCGUUUAUGUAACCAAAAUCUAUUGCACUAUUCUUUUCCUUUUGCUUUCUAAUAUUACUUUGUGUUGUUUAAAUAAUAAAAUACACAUUUUAAUGCUA